This is a messenger RNA of Dromaius novaehollandiae (emu), 936 nucleotides long. Its product is annotated as olfactory receptor 14A16-like. The transcript has a single exon. Gene Ontology annotation, biological process: G protein-coupled receptor signaling pathway. The record is from RefSeq and is a predicted model, not a curated record. Gene Ontology annotation, molecular function: olfactory receptor activity; G protein-coupled receptor activity; odorant binding. NCBI's taxonomy places the organism in Eukaryota, Metazoa, Chordata, Aves, Casuariiformes, Dromaiidae. Gene Ontology annotation, cellular component: membrane. The coding region runs from base 1 to 936 and encodes 311 amino acids.
AUGUCCAACAGUAGCUCCCUGAAUGAAUUCCUCCUCCCGGCGUUUGCAGACAGUAGGGAGCUGCAGCUCCUGCACUUCCUGUUGUUCCUGGGCAUCUACCUGGCUGCCCUCCUGGGCAACGGCCUCAUCAUCACAGCCAUAGCCUGUGACCACUGCCUCCACACCCCCAUGUACUUCUUCCUCCUCAACCUCUCCCUCCUCGACCUUGGCUCCAUCUCCACCACUGUCCCCAAAUCCAUGGCCAAUUCCCCAUGGAACACCAAGGCCAUUUCCUACAUGGGAUGUGCUGCCCAGGUUUUUUUCUUUGUCUUCUUAUUUUCAGCAGAAUAUUUCCUUCUUACCAUCAUGGCCUACGACCGCUUUAUUGCCAUCUGCAGACCCCUGCACUAUGGCACAGUCAUGGGCAGCAGAGCUUGUGUCAAAAUGGCAGCAGCCGCCUGGGGCAGCAGUUUUCUCAAUGGUCUCCUGCACACUGCUAACACCUUUUCAAUACCACUCUGCCAAGGCAACACAGUGGAGCAAUUCUUCUGUGAGAUUCCCCAGAUCCUCAAGCUCUCCUGCUCAGACUCCUACCUCAGGGAAGUUGGGCUUAUUGUGAUUAGUCUUUGUUUAGUCUUUGUGUGUUUUGUUUUCAUUGUGGUGUCCUACGUGCAGAUCUUCAGUGCUGUGCUGAGGAUCCCCUCUGAGCAGGGCCAGCACAAAGCCUUUUCCAUGUGCCUCCCGCACCUGGCCGUGGUCUCCCUGUUUCUCAGCACCUCAUUUUUUGCCUACCUGAAGCCCCCCUCCCUCUCCUCCCCAGUUCUGGAUCUGGUGGUGGCUGUUCUGUACUCGGUGGUGCCUCCAGCAGUGAACCCCCUCAUCUACAGCAUGAGGAACAAGGAGCUCAAGGAUGCCCUGAGGAAACUGGUUCAAUGGGUCCACUGUCAGCACCAAUAA